This is a messenger RNA of Paralichthys olivaceus (Japanese flounder), 6861 nucleotides long. RefSeq names its product A kinase (PRKA) anchor protein 12b (gene akap12b). Gene Ontology annotation, biological process: signal transduction; regulation of protein kinase C signaling. Gene Ontology annotation, molecular function: calmodulin binding; protein kinase A binding. Gene Ontology annotation, cellular component: cytoplasm. NCBI's taxonomy places the organism in Eukaryota, Metazoa, Chordata, Actinopteri, Pleuronectiformes, Paralichthyidae. The record is from RefSeq and is a predicted model, not a curated record.
CAGGUCACCCCGGGGCGGAGCAGCCUGCACGCACAGCCAGCCGGACGCGUCUCGGAUACUCUCCUCCUCUCCAGUUACACGCACUUCUCUCUCCGUCCUGGUCGCAGCCGGAGGCUCGGUUCAUUUCUUUCAAUCCAGAGCCAAAGUACCCACAGACAGGGCCUCCUUCAUCACCGGUGUUCGCCAUGGGAGCAGAGAGCUCAGUGCAGCGGGAAGGGAAGAGCCAGGAGGAGGAUGCGUCAGCUGCAGCCUCCGGAGGGGAGCUGAGCGCGGAGCUGGAGGUGCUCCGGGAGGAGGGAGGCGGCGGGCUCGACUGCAAGCCUUUGCAGAAAAAUGGGCAGAUCUCCAGCAUGAGCAGCCUGAACGGACACUCGGAGGACAAAACCCUGGCAGAAGUUGGCCAGCCUGAUGCUGUGUCAGUACCUCAAAAGGAGGAGACCUCUGAGACAGUAAACACCUCCCAGGAUGAAGUAGUUCCUCAAGUGAAUGGUGAGAAAGUGGAGAAAGAAUCCCCUGAUGCCAAUGACAUCUCCGCUGUUGAGGAGAAGGCAGGGGAAGAGAAGCCUGAUGAUGCCACUGAAGUGGGCUUCAAGAAGAUCUUCCGCUUUGUAGGCUUUAAGUUCACACUGAAGAAGGACAAGAGUGAGGAGAAAGAACCUGUGAAGCUACUGACGGUCAAAGAUAAGGACGGAGAAGAGCUCAGUGGGACCGAUGAACCUACAAAGGAGGAGGAGGCUGUUACUGCUGAAGAGAAGAGCACAGCUGAAGAGAAGGAGGCAGAGGCAACUCCCGUGGAGGCUGAACUCACUGAAGAUAAAACUGAAACCACUGGCGCCCCAGCUGAAGAUGCUGCAAAUGGAGAUACUGAUGAAUCAGUCAAGGAAGGAGAGGCCAGUCCACUCUCCCAGGAGACCACCCUGACCCUGUCCCCCUUCAGAAAACUCUUCGGUGGAGGCAUUUUUUCUAACCUGCGAAAGAAGGCAAGCAUCAAGAAGACAAAAGAGGACGAAGACAAGGAGGCAGUUGUUGAAGAGGAAGCAGCUAAAUCAGAGGAAACUGUUGCAGCAGAGGAAGACAAGGUGGAUGCAGAGCAAGAAAACCAGGAGGCACCAGCAACUCCAGGGGAAGAAAAAUCUGAGCCAAAGGAGGAGGCAGCAGUCACUCCAGACUCAGUCAAAUCAGAGGCAACCCCAACCUCUGAAGAAACCCCUGCUUCCUCAGUAGCUACUUCUGAUGAGACUAAACAAGACGAGGAAAAAGCAGCGGAGGAGAAGGCUCCAGCAGAGGUGACGUCUGAGGUUGAACUCCUAUCAUCACAGGAGAAGGCAAAGCCCCAGGGAAGCCCCUUGAAAAAGCUCUUCACUGGUGCCGGCUUGAAGAAACUGUCAACUAAGAAACAAAAGACCAAGAAAGAUACAGAGAGCAAAUUGACUGAGUCUGGGGAGCAGGCGGCUGAGCAGCUUCAGUCUUCCACUGAAUCAGCAGAGGCUCCUAAAGCUGACAGUGGGCCCUCAUCUCCAGAGGAGUCAGGGGAGCAUGUCCUUGCCGUGGAGGUGACCCAGAAUGAGUCCAACCAAGAGGCUGAUGUUGAAGUUGCCUCUGAUGGAGAGAAGAAAAAAGAGGGCAUCAUCGCUUGGUCCUCCUUCAAGAGGUUAGUAACUCCCAAGAAACUUGUGAAAAGGUCUUCUGAGAGUGAUGAUGAAGCCACAGGGGAGAAACCAGCAAAUUCAGCCACACUGUCCUCUUCUGAGAGCGCUCCAUUAGCAGAUAAGAGUGUUGAGGAGGAGGCCACGGAGGAAAAGCCAACUGAGGAAGAGCCAAGGACUGAAAACACUGAGAAGCUUGUCAGCAGCACUGAAGAGCCCAAAAAGAAAAUGGACACCUCUGUCUCCUGGGAGGCCCUCAUGUGUAUGGGUGGAACCAAAAAGAGGACAAGGAGGACCUCUGAUUCUGAUGAUGAGGAGACCAAGAUUGAAGAGGAAGCAGCAGCUGUAGAAUCAGUUGCAGAAGAGGAACAGGAGGUCAAACCCGAGGCUGCUCUUGUCACUUUGGCCUCACAAAACACAGAGAGUGAAGGAGAAGGAGAAGUUGUUUCCUCCCCUGAGCCUUUAAGCCCCCCUGAGAGAGAAUCUACCUGGGACACACUGAAACGCAUGGUUAUGUCAAAGAGUAAGCCCAAAGUUGAGGAAAAGCCAGAGGAGAGUGCAAACCAAGUCCAGUCAGACAGUGAAGCACCAAAAGAAGAGUCAUCUUUCUCCUUGAGGAAGUUCUUCCCUGGACGCAAGAAGAAGAAGGUUGAAAAGCAGGCCUCCACUGAAGCUGGCGAGGAGGACUCUGACACCCCAGCUGUGGUUCCUCUCUCAGAGUAUGAUGACCAAGUUGAGGCUAAACAGGAAGUACCAGCUGAAAUCCAGAUUAAAGUUUCUACCGAAGAUAGAUCCCCUUCAUGGAUUCCAGCCUCUGUCGAAGAUGCUGAUAAUAACCACGAUCAGCUGAGUGACAUCCCAGAGGAGGCAGAGAAUGCUGCCACGCCAAAGUCUGUUGACACUGAUAUUGCAGAUGAUGAGGACCAGGCUAUGCAGACCAAUAAAGGUCUAGGUCGUAGGCUGUCCACAGCAGAAAUGAAGCCCGUCGCUCAGGCUCCAGCUGCAGAAGCCACCCUUGUUCCUCAGGGACCCACGUCGGGAAACGCUGAGGAGGUUGUGGCGGGUAUUGAGGCCCAAAUCAGUGAAAUUCCAUCCCAGACAUCUGUGACUGUUGUAGAUGUACCAUUAGAGGCAGCUUCUGAAAACACAGAGGAUGAACCACCAACUGGGAAUGCAGAGGUAACGUCCAAUACUAUCCUGCAACCACAUACUCCUGAAGAGGCAAUGUCUAUCUGUACUGGCCUGGGCACCAAGGAGAUUGCCAAAGUAGCUCUUGAGAAGCCUGCAACGCCCCUCGUUGAGUGCAUGGCAGUAGUCCGUGAUGCUCUGGGCACAGAGGUGUUGAUGGAGGAUAAACCAGCAAGUCCAGAGCAAGGCAUAGUUGCGGAAGAGACAGUGUUCAUAGCCCAAGUUCACCAAGUGGAAACCACUGACCUUGAGCCCGCUGUUGAAAAUUCACUGGAUGAUGUGACAGACAUUCAAGCUGCCACUGAGAGCAGAGAACCUGAAAUUGAGAAGAUUGGAGUCGUCACCACUCUUCUGGAGGAGUCUGUGGUCCUUCAGACCACCACAGUGAGCGAGAACUCUCCAAAAGCUGAAAUAGUCAACCCCAUUACCCCAACAUCUGAGACAGCCAUCUGCACCCAGAGCGUAGAAGUCAUUGAGCCAACUGUAGAGACCAAGGGAGAGAAAAUAGACAUGGAGCCACUUGAUGUUGCCACUGAAGAAAAUGCCCCUAUCACAGAGGUAAUUCAGGUUGUGGAUGAAGAGAUAUCUUCUACCAUGUAUUGUACUACAAUGACCACCAUCACAAAGGAGACUGUAGUCCUAUCAUGUGAGGAGGCCCCUGUCAUCACAGAAACAGUGGUUGGCAUCGCCCCGCUCAGUUUGGAGUCUGACCAGGUGGCAAGCUCAGAGGGGAUCACCAUAAAAGAGGAAGACACAGUUGUGGAGACUGUGGAGGCCACUGCCGUUGAGAUCCUAGAGCCAGAGAGUCCUGCUGUCAGUGAGCAGGCAACAGAAAAGAUAGAAGAAAUCCAUGAAGUGCAGCAGGCCUGUGAGAUUGAGGCUCAGAGCCAGGUAAUUGCCCAGACUAUCCUUCAGGAUGCCAUGGAUAAAGUUUCAGAGACCACACCUGAACCCCAAAAGCCUGCCACCACCCCAUCACCAGUCCAGGCAACAGCAGGAACAGAGGAAGAGAUCAUAACUGAUAACAUUGUCAUCACUGACACCCCUGUCGCUGUCAUCUGCGACAAACCAGUACCGAAGUCACCCCCGCAGCUUCAUGUUGCCAUGGAGGUCAUUGACACAUUCGCUUUAGAAGUCACAGAGAGCCUUGAUGCAUCAGUAGAAGAGGAGAAGAAGGAGGCACCAGUGGAAGAGUUAAAGCAAGCUGUGGAGGUUAAAGUAAGUGAAGAAGAAACUGUUGUAGUGGAAGAAGUCGUAGAGGGUGUCGCAGAGGUGGAGAAGGAACAGAGCAAAGAGGAGGAGGUGAAACCACAAUCAGAGGAAUCAGAGAAGAACAAAGAAACAGAGAUCCACAUGCCAGUCCAGGUGGUCCUGCAGACAGCACAUCUGGUAGAGGAGUCAUUGGUGGAAGAAGAGGUGGUGGUAGAGUUUGACAGCAACGGUCCAAUGAACGACAGCACUAGCGUAGAACCCACAAGCCCCACAAGCAUAAAAAAACUCUCUACACUGUCAGAAGAAGCUCAAGCAACGGCAUCAGGAGAGGUCACAGAGGCAGCAGCGGACCAGCCAGAGACAGAGAAAACGACAUCAGGGAAGUGCGCAGAGGUGAUGGCCCAGGUGAUGGAGGUGAUUGAGGAGGCCGUGAAGGAGAUCGAGCCUGUGUCCACAGAGAUCACAGCAACAUCAUGAGCAGGUGAAGAUACUAGACUGAUGCCUGGGAGACGCACUGUCUGGACCAGGAAGUGAGUGAUAACAGAGAGAGAGAGAGAGAGAGAGAGAGAGAGAGAGCGAGAGAGAGGCUGCUCUAUGCUGAGACUGGGCCCCGCCCAUUCUGUCCAGAGAGACUGAGUGAACAACAGCUCUGCAGUUCUCUCCAUCUCCCCUUCCACCCGUACUCUGACCCUAUUCUGCAGACCCCUGUCACGACGACGUGACGUCACACCCUCGGCCCCUUCACUCACUCUCUCUCACACACACACACUCACGCAUGUCCCAUGCCUCAGAAGCAUCUCCAUCUGGCUUGUAAUCGGUGUGAUGUAUGUUCAAUGUCUCAGUGACUUUCCAUUGCCCUUGCUGCAUUAGGCAAGAGUCCGCAACCUGGUCUGAGUGUGUCUGUGCAUGUGUGUGCGCGCGCGUGUGUUUGUACGUGUAUAGUAGCAAGAGUGAGAUGGUGUCAGAAGGUGAAGAGACGGAGGAUUAUUAUCUUGUGUAUUGUAUUUAUAUCUUGAAUAUUCUUUCAUUCACCCCAAAGUCUUUAUUUUUCUUUUUUUGGUCCCUUUUGUUAUUGUAUGGACAGUGUUGCCUGUUUUUAAAAUUCCAACAUUAAGCUGUGAAACAGUAGGUUAUUCUUUUUAGCAGCAUUAUGACUGUUGACACAGAGAAACAUCUAAAAAAGUAAAAUGUACCAAAACGAAACUGUUGCAUAAAAGUGACUUGUGCACCGCAGCUUUUUUUUCUGUCAUACUCUGAAGAUUAUUUCAAGCAUCUGUAGCAUUUAUAACUAAACCACGGUACAAGAUACUGUGCGCAGAGAUGAAAACAGCAGCGCAGAGAGAAUGAAGCUAUCCACCAGAAUUUGCACCAUGUGUUUGACUUUUGACACAUUCUCUCAUCACACUGUGCUCUUCACUCUGCAGCCUAACAAGACACAUAGUAAGCUUAGUGUAGAUAAGAAAACAAACAAACCACUGCCUGAUUUACUGUGAAAUAAAUAUUGUUACACAUUGUUUCAUGUAAUAAUACAAUAAAAUAUGAUUAUAACACCAUUUGGUCAUGUGGCAGAGGUAUUUGCUAAAGAAUGAUACGUUUGGGUGUUUUCUUCGACAGAGUCAUGCUGGGAAAAAAUGUGCAUGUAAGAAACGGUUACAAAGCAAAUCCUGUUCACUUUGUCAAGUGGUUUUCUGAGUUAUUAUGUAACAUAUGUGUCAUUGGUGUGUGGUAGUUUAGUUGAGGUUUAACACCUUUCUUUAUGGCUGUAUCCAUUUCUUCACGGAAAUACAGAAUGUUGAUGCCCUCUGUUGCCUCCAAAAAGUAGUGCACCCUUCAAUCUACGUCAUUUGUGUUGUUUUGACUUCAACUGUACAUGUCAACAAGGGCGAUCGAGUAUGAAAAUGGUCUUUGUUCUGCUCAGUCUUAUGUCAGACCUGCUUUAUUUCAUGUCCCACGACCAAGCGUGAUAGCUCAGGUUCACUGAGAACAUUAGACUCUGUUGUGGCUUUAGUGAGAGACACAUAGACUGCAUGGUACCAUAAAUAACAGCAAAUGCUAUUUAGUUCCUAAUUUAAAAGCCAAAUCGAGUUAGGAUAAAUCAGAGAGUCAUGGUCUUUCCAUUUCUCACUGGACUAAUUCUAUUGUUUAGGUUGCAUGCAGUUAAAGGCCUAAGGCUCGGCGACAAUCCUAAUUAAUAACUUGAGUUGCAAAGUGGUAAAUGUUUUAGGAUGGCAUCUGAAACAUUCCAGUUAAAGCACCAAAACAAACAUGUAGCUGUGAGUUUCACUGGUAUUCGUUCAUUUGCAACCAUUGUUGACAAAGUUGCUCGGUGAGUGCUUCUUUAUCCAUUUUAAUUUGGCGACUCAUAGUUUAUUUAGCUUUAUGACCAAACCAGAGCAGCAUUGGGAAGCACUGACCCCUGUUAGGUCAUCGCUUUCCUUCACUUUGACUCCAGAAGGCGUGACACAUUCAUGACACAUGCUUUAUGUAAAAAAGAAUUAAACAAGUGAUUUAAAAAUAACAGUGAACUAAAGGAUUUUGUUGCAUAAUGUAAAGCAUUUAGUUGUAGGACACUCGGCCACCGUCAGUUCUGCCUGCUUUUUGUAACACUGUGAAGCUGUUAACAUUUGUACAGAUUGUAUACUUACUGUAUGUACUUAAAAUCAUAUUGUUUUAAUAUUAACUACAAUAACCUGCAGACAUUUAGCAUAUUACUCACCUAGCAUGGUCUUAAUUGCCUUUUAUAUUUUCCAAGCUGUUAAUAGUAAGGAUACAGAAACUUGUCUAUAUUUCAAUCAAUAAAGGUAGAGAAAAUCGG